Molecule: messenger RNA, 483 nt
Organism: Gongylonema pulchrum
Lineage: Eukaryota; Metazoa; Nematoda; Chromadorea; Rhabditida; Gongylonematidae
Source: the annotation of a GenBank genome assembly
AUGGAGCCCAGUGAAGCAUCUGUCCCAUCGCUGGCAAAUAUCGCUGGAUCCCCAUCACGACGCCCUUCAUCUCCACCACUCAAUGAAGAAAUCGCUAGUGGCAGGGUGACAGGAUUGGGAGCAGGUGGAAAGAAAUGUGUUUGGGCUUGGGGCUCAACUGGCGAAGAAAAGUGGAAUCCGGAUUUGGAAAUUGGCGUUGACUGGAAGUCACUCAUACGUACAGCCCUUCUCCCACUGACUACUGACUUUUUUCCGGAUGCACGAAGCAUUAAAGAAGACUAUUUUGUUCAGGCCCAUCAGUUCCCGGUAUAUCUGGAUGCCAUGCGUGAAUGGCUGGGUGAUCCGAAAUGCGAUGACUUGGAACGACUUCGAAAUCUUCUCUUCGAUCAACUCAUUUGUCAGCGUCUGCAGCGAGGAUUCCAGAUUGUGCUGCUGAAUAAAAGAAUGGUACAUGCGGCUAUUGGUAUUAGUGUAAGCCACUAA